This is a messenger RNA of Coprinopsis cinerea okayama7#130, 516 nucleotides long. RefSeq lists its product as hypothetical. The record is from RefSeq and is a predicted model, not a curated record. The coding region runs from base 1 to 516 and encodes 171 amino acids. The transcript has 7 exons. NCBI's taxonomy places the organism in Eukaryota, Fungi, Basidiomycota, Agaricomycetes, Agaricales, Psathyrellaceae.
AUGUGUAUUGCCGGUGGUGUCUUUCUCCUCGUAAAGGGAGAAUACUUGUUCUUCUUCUUCCCGGAGUGGCAAAUCUACGGUGGUAUAGGCAUUGGAGUAGGUGUGGCGGCUGUGCUGACAAUGUUGGCCCUCUCGAAUCGAUCGUACAUUUGGAUUAGGGUGGUUAAGUUCCUGUGGCCGUUUGUGAUCGUCCUCUCGGCGAUUCGAGCUAUCCUUAUGAUUGUACAGCUCCAACGAGGGAAAGACAAGAUUACCUGGGAAUGUAACAAUGGCGGUCAGUUGUGGACUGAAGAAGCUGCCGCCGCCGCUGCUGCAUCUGGAGAAAAGUCUGGUUCUAUGCCAGGAGGAUUUUGCGCCGCCGGGUUCAACAGUCUUAACACUGCCUUCAUCAUCUCGCUUCUCGUCGAUAUCGUUUGCCAGGUCUACAUGUACUUCCUAGCGUGGCGAUAUUCCAAGCGCCUGGAACGCUACAAUCAUAUGAAUGGGCCAUACUAUGGGGGGUACUACAAAGCUUAA